Rhizoctonia solani is the source of this 1110-nucleotide messenger RNA. RefSeq names its product kinase domain protein. The transcript has 5 exons. Gene Ontology annotation, molecular function: ATP binding; protein kinase activity. Lineage: Eukaryota; Fungi; Basidiomycota; Agaricomycetes; Cantharellales; Ceratobasidiaceae. Bases 1 to 1110 code for a protein of 369 amino acids. Gene Ontology annotation, biological process: protein phosphorylation. The record is from RefSeq and is a predicted model, not a curated record.
AUGAACAAUGCUGCGUUCGACGACAUCGGUAUCCAUUCGCGGCCGGACAAAAGAUCAGAGGCCGAAGACCGAUGGGUAGCCUUUCAGCCGUACCUACUCUCCAAGGGCUAUCAACUCCGGCCCCGAUACCAGCCAGAUUGGGUCCCGUCCUGGAAGGGAACUUCUAUCAAGCCUUUGCACUGUGAAGACAGUCUUGACUCCAUACCUAUCCGAGUGUUGGAUGCUACUCGAAUCCAGGACAACCAGCAAGUGAAACUCAAAAUGAUUGUUGCUUACGCCGCGGGAGAAGGUGCUAACGAAUACGCUUUACUGAAACACUUUUCGGAGUCUCCACUUAAAGAUGAUCCCUCAAAUCACGUUGUACCUUGUCUCGACUCUUUCCCUAUUCCCGGCAUCGACGCAGGGAACUUCGUUGUUAUGCCAUUACUCAGCUCCUACCAGCUGAUUCCAUUUUACAACUUGGCAGAGGUCCACGAACUACUGAAGCAAUUGUUCGAUGGCCUCUUAUUCCUACAUAGUAACAAUGUUGCUCAUCGGGAUAUUGCCUCUACCAAUGUCAUGAUGGACGCCCGGCCCCUUUUUGAGGAGCCCUUUCAUCCCUUUUAUCAAGACCAUUCCCUCGACGCCAAACGUCUCAUUUACCCCUCGUACUCUCGAUCUGAAAAGGACGUCCGGUACUACUUUAUCGACUACGGUUACGCCGUUUGGUUCCCAGACCCAAAUGCCCCACGUACAGCUGUAGGGGUCGAUGCACGAGAGGCAGCACCGGAACAAAAAAGCGGUCAGCCUUACGACCCGUUCCCGGCGGAUGUCUAUCAGCUCGGAAAAAUGAUUCACGAUGACCUGUUUCAAGCAGUAGACGACCUGAGGUUUCUCUUGCCAUUGAUCAGGGGAAUGACUGAGGAGACCCCGACCCGAAGACUGACCCUUGAGCAAGCUCGGGAUCAAAUGAACACCUCAUUCGUCGGGCUCCAUGGAUGGAGGUACCGUUGGCCUCUUGUGCCCAGAAACACUCGCUUCCAGGAUAGAUGCUGGUAUUUCUUCCGUGGGCUUGUAGCAGAGAUUCUGUUUUUGGUCAGGUGUAUUAGGAGGCUCGGGUUGCGGAACUAA